ACAUUUCCAAAUCAAGCUGCCUAAGGAAGAUGGGCACCAAUGGAAAGGUUAUUACAUGCAAGGCAGCCAUUGCCUGGGAAACAGGCAGUCCCCUUUGCAUUGAAGAAGUUGAAGUGUCUCCCCCCAGGGCUCGUGAAGUUCGAAUUCAGGUAAUCGCCAUGUGCGUGUGCCCAACUGACAUCAACGCUACCAAUCCCAAGAAGAAAGCUCUCUUCCCAGUAGUCCUUGGUCAUGAGUGUGCAGGAAUUGUAGAAAGUGUAGGGCCAGGAGUGACCAACUUCAAACCAGGUGACAAAGUAAUUCCAUUCUUUGCACCGCAGUGUAAAAAGUGCAAGUUCUGUCUGAGUCCUCUUACAAACCUCUGUGGGAAAAUCGGGAACUUUAAAUUCCCCAAUACUGAACAAGAGCUCAUGGAAGACACAACAAGCAGAUUUACCUGCAAAGGAAAACCAAUUUACCAUUUCAUGGGAGUCAGUUCAUUCUCUCAGUACACUGUAGUUUCAGAAGCCAAUCUUGCCAGAGUCGAUGAUGACGCAAACUUGGAGAGAGUUUGUCUGAUUGGAUGUGGGUUCUCAUCAGGCUACGGGGCUGCCAUCAACACUGCCAAGGUCACCCCUGGCUCUACCUGUGCUGUCUUUGGCCUGGGCUGUGUAGGUCUUUCUGCAGUAAUCGGGUGUAAAACGGCAGGUGCUUCCAGAAUCAUCGCUAUUGACAUCAACAGCGAGAAGUUUCCAAAAGCCAAGGCCCUGGGAGCCACUGACUGCCUUAAUCCCAGGGACCUAGAUAAACCCAUCCAGGAUGUCAUCACUGAACUGACCAAUGGAGGUGUGGAUUUCUCCCUUGACUGUGCAGGAACAGCUCAGUCCUUGAAAGCAGCUGUGGAGUGCACAAUAUUUGGCUGGGGAUCAUGUACUGUGGUUGGAGCAAAGGUUGAAGAAAUGAAUAUAUCCACUGUGGACAUUAUAAUGGGCCGUUCCAUAAAUGGAACAUUCUUUGGUGGUUGGAAAAGUGUAGAUUCUGUCCCAAACCUGGUUACUGACUACAAAAAUAAGAAAUUCGAUCUGGACAUACUGGUGACCCAUACCCUACCUUUUGACAGAAUCAAUGAGGCGAUUGACCUGAUGAACCAAGGGAAAAGCAUCCGAAUAAUCCUGACCUUUUGA
Molecule: messenger RNA, 1163 nt
Organism: Onychomys torridus (southern grasshopper mouse)
Lineage: Eukaryota; Metazoa; Chordata; Mammalia; Rodentia; Cricetidae
Product: all-trans-retinol dehydrogenase [NAD(+)] ADH4
Exons: 9
Coding region: 30-1163 (377 amino acids)
Biological process (GO): formaldehyde catabolic process
Cellular component (GO): cytosol
Molecular function (GO): S-(hydroxymethyl)glutathione dehydrogenase [NAD(P)+] activity; zinc ion binding
Source: RefSeq, a predicted model, not a curated record